This is a messenger RNA of Megalops cyprinoides (Indo-Pacific tarpon), 2013 nucleotides long. RefSeq names its product endoplasmic reticulum protein 44 (gene erp44). NCBI's taxonomy places the organism in Eukaryota, Metazoa, Chordata, Actinopteri, Elopiformes, Megalopidae. The record is from RefSeq and is a predicted model, not a curated record. Bases 90 to 1313 code for a protein of 407 amino acids. The transcript has 12 exons.
GUUUCCUGCAGCACUAGAGUGGAGGUGGUACUGUGAGCGAGACCAGGAAUAUUCAACAACAUCGUAACCUCAAUCAACUUUACUAUACAAUGAAAUUUACUGCAAUCCUACCCUCCCCCGAAAUCCACUGCUUCACAAUAUUAUUGGUAGCGGGGCUCUACACUCCGGUGAGAAGCGAAAUUACCAGCCUCGAUGCAGGAAACAUCGACGAAAUCCUAAACAGUGCUGGAGUUGCGUUAGUGAAUUUUUAUGCAGACUGGUGCCGGUUCAGUCAGAUGCUGCACCCCAUCUUUGAGGAGGCCUCUAAUGUGGUGCGGGAAGAGUUCCCUGAUACUAAGCAAGUGGUGUUCGCUCGCGUGGACUGUGAUCAGCACUCCGACAUCGCCCAGCGUUACCGCAUCAGUAAGUACCCCACCCUCAAGCUCUUCCGCAACGGCAUGAUGAUGAAGAGGGAGUACCGGGGUCAGAGGUCAGUGUCCGCCAUCGCCGACUUCAUCCGACAGCAGAAGGUGGAUCCGGUGAAGGAGCUGCAGAGUCUGGAGGAGGUCGCCACCAUCGACAGGAGUAAACGCACCAUUAUUGGCUACUUCGACCGGAAGGACUCUGACAACUACCACACGUUCGAGAAGGUCGCCAACAUCUUACGCGACGACUGCGUCUUCCUGACUGCCUUCGGGGAGGUGUCCAAGCCAGAGAGGUUCAGUGGAGAUAACGUGAUCUACAAGCCCAUUGGGGAGAGCAUACCUGACAUGGUCUACCUGGGCUCGCUCACCAACUUUGACCUGACGUACGCCUGGGCGCAGGACAAGUGCGUGCCCCUGGUGCGCGAGAUCACCUUCGAGAAUGGAGAGGAACUGACGGAAGAAGGGAUCCCCUUCCUCAUUCUCUUCCACAUGAAGGACGACAACGAAAGCCUGGAGAAGUUCCAGCAUGAAGUGGCCCGGCAGCUCAUCAGUGAGAAAGGCUCCAUCAACUUCCUCCAUGCUGACUGCGACAAGUUCCGCCACCCCCUCCUCCACAUCCAGAAGACCCCAGCCGACUGCCCCGUCAUCGCCAUAGACAGCUUCCGCCACAUGUAUGUCUUCCCAGAGUUCAGCGACUUGGCGGUUCCUGGCAAGCUGCGGCAGUUUGUUCUUGACUUGCACUCUGGGAAGCUGCACCGGGAGUUCCACCACGGCCCAGACCCCACCGACAGCACCCCCGGGCAGGAGGAGAACAAAGAGUUACCCAGCAACCCCCCAGAGAGCUCCUUCCAAAAACUGGCCCCCAGCGAAACCCGUUACACCAUCCUCAGGGACAAGGAUGAGCUGUAGCCCACCUGUUGGACAUGCGCGCAGUUAGGACGGACAGACGGACGAAUAGACGGAUGGACAGAGGGACAACAGCACAGUAGAAAACCAUUACCAGUCCCAGAGAUGGGGGGGAGGGGAGGGGGCGGGUCCGACCACACAGCGACACCUGGAACAACCUAUAUUUUCAUAAAUCUUGCGUGUACAAUUUUUAUUUUGGAUAAAAAGGAGGAAAAAAACAAGAAGAGGUUCUUAGGUAGGAAGGGCAGGGGUGAUGAGUUUAAAAAAAAAAAAAAGGAAAAAAGAAAACCAUUUUUACUUUUAUUUUUGGAGCUUGUAAAUAUGUUUGUGCUGAGUGGGUCAGUUUCUAUGCGAUCCUUAUCUAAAUUAAAUGCUGAGUUUUUUUUUUUUGUUUUGUUUUUCCACAUUUUUUGUCUACCAAUAAAUUUCUUUUUUUGUAAGAAAAAAGAAAAGGAGACCCCCGCAGAAGAGGGGGAUGGUCCCAAUGACAUGAACGAAACAGUCUUGGCAUUUAAAUCUCGGUUUGCAGUUCGGACCUGCUGGCGUCACAUUGAGAGUUGCUGUUAGGGAGCGAAUUUACCCAUCAUCCAUCUCUCCCGGAUGGAGAGCCCGUACUUUUAAUCUGUAUUUAUACAUAUGUACAGUUCCUUCCCGGAUUACCACAGAGGUAGUGAUGCGUCUCAUUGCAGCCCAUUCCACAUGG